GAUCUGCCCAACCUACCACUCCUCCUUCUCCCAUCAUUCUCUGCCAACCGCUUGGGACUGAAGGGUUCUUUUCAGAGCUACAAGAGUCUUGGAACGUCAAGUUCGGCUGAUCCCUCCAGCGACGUGAUCAGUGCCCAAGAGUUUGGGGCGUUCCUUGGUCGCGCGCUGAACCUAGACGACCUGCGACACCACCAUGGCGGCGCCCAUGGACUACGAGGCUCUCAAGGAGCAAUGGAGCGAUGUGGAAGAGCGCGAUGGAGUUCGUCUGAGCUGGAAUGUUUUUCCUAGCUCUAGGAUGGAAGCCUCACGACUCGUGGUGCCUAUCGGAGCUCUGUACACACCACUCAAGGAGAAGCCAGAGUCCCCUCUGCUACAGUUCGAACCAGUCACUUGCAAACAGCCAUGCCGCUCAGUGCUGAACCCCUUCUGCCAGGUCGACGUUCGGGCGCGUCUCUGGAUCUGCCCAUUCUGCUUGUCCCGCAACGCCCUCCCGCCGCACUACAAGGAUAUUUCCGCCAACGCGAUCCCUCCCGAGCUUCACCCCUCGAACACGACGAUCGAGUACCGGCUUGCCAGGCCUGCGCCCAGCCCCCCAAUCUUCCUAUAUGUCGUCGACACGUGCCAGGAGGAGGACAGCCUGGCGGCGCUCAAGGAGUCUCUUAUCAUGAGCUUGAGCCUGCUGCCUGAGAACGCCCUGGUCGGCCUGAUCACCUACGGUACCAUGGCGCAGGUUCAUGAGAUUGGCUACACCGAGUGUGCCAAGUCCUAUGUCUUCCGCGGGAGCAAGGAGUACUCCGCGAAGCAGGUCCAGGAGAUGCUGGGUCUGUCCCAGCCCGCCCUUCGACCCGGCGUGCAGCCUCAGCCCGGCAGACCUAUGCCUAUGGGUCCUGCCGCUCGGUUCUUGCUGCCCGUCUCCCAGUGCGAGUUCAACCUCACCAAGGCCCUGGAGCAGCUGCAGAAGGACCCUUGGCCCGUUGCCAAUGACCGCAGGAACCUCCGCUGCACAGGUGUGGCGCUCAGCGUCGCUGUUGGGUUGCUGGAGACCUCGUUCCAGAAUGCUGGCGGGCGCAUCAUGCUGUUCGCUGGUGGCCCAGCCACGGAGGGGCCUGGCAUGGUCGUCGGCGCUGAGCUGAGAGAGCCGAUGCGGUCUCACCACGAUAUCGACCGGGACAACAUUAAGUACUAUAAGAAAGCGCUCAAGUUCUACGACAACCUGGCCAAGAGGACCGCGCACAACGGUCAUAUCAUCGACAUCUUUGCCGGUUGCCUGGACCAGGUCGGUCUAUUGGAGAUGAAGGGACUGUCCAACUCGACCGGCGGACACAUCAUCCAGACGGACAGCUUCACAUCGUCCAUGUUCAAGCAGUCGUUUGUGCGGAUGUUUGACAAGGAUGAGGAUGACAACCUCACCAUGGGCUUCAACGCUGUUCUGGAGGUUCUGACCACCAAGGAGCUCAAAGUCACCGGCCUCAUCGGCCACGCCGUCUCCCUCAACAAGAAGUCGACGUCUGUGGGCGAGACAGAGUGCGGCAUCGGCAAUACCUGCUCCUGGAAGAUGUGCGGCAUCGACCCCACUGCCAGCUACGGUGUAUACUUCGAGAUCGCUGGCCAGGGCGGUCCCGCGCAAGUCCAGCAGCCCAACCGGGGCAUGAUGCAGUUCUUGACGUACUACCAGCACUCUUCUGGUCAGUUCCAUCUCCGUGUGACCACCGUCGCGCGGAACAUGAGCGGGCCAGCUGGCGACCCGGCGAUUGCACAGUCCUUCGACCAGGAGGCUGCUGCUGUCCUGAUGUCCAGGAUUGCCGUCUUCAAGGCUGAGGUGGACGACGGCCCAGACGUCCUGCGCUGGGUCGAUCGCAUGCUUAUCAGGCUCUGCUCGAGAUUUGCCGACUACAGAAAAGACGACCCAUCGUCCUUCCGCUUGGAAAAGAACUUCACUCUCUAUCCACAGUUCAUGUUCCAUCUUCGGAGGAGUCAGUUCUUGCAGGUCUUCAACAACUCUCCCGAUGAGACGGCUUUCUACCGCCAUGUGUUGAACCAUGAGGAUGUAAGCAACUCGCUCAUCAUGAUACAGCCCACCCUCGACUCGUACACGUUCGACCAGGACGAAGGCUCGCCCGUGUUGCUUGACUCCACUUCUAUACAACCGCAGCACAUCCUGCUGCUCGACACGUUCUUCCACAUCCUCAUCUUCCACGGUGAGACCAUUGCAGAAUGGAGGAAGGCAGGGUAUCAGGAACAAGAAGGGUAUGAGAACUUCGCGGCACUAUUGGAGAAGCCCAAGGAAGAUGCAAGGGAUCUCAUUACCGACCGCUUCCCUCUCCCUCGGUUCAUUGUGUGCGACGCAGGUGGUUCUCAGGCUCGUUUCCUUUUGUCGAAAUUGAACCCUUCUACCACGCACACAACAGGAGCAUACGGAGCACCCGCCCAGAGCGCGCAGACCAUCUUCACAGACGACGUGUCUCUGCAGACAUUUAUGGAUCACCUGAUGAAGCUUGCCGUCAGUGGGACAAAUUAGCAUAUGUGCCGGGGUUACUUGGUGUGUGACUGCAAGAGAGACUGGGCGUGGGUUGGUGUUUUGGAGGAGGAGCCUUGAUUGUAAUAUGAAUCGAAAAAGUCUUGGUCAAAAUG
Messenger RNA from Cryphonectria parasitica EP155, 2631 nucleotides. RefSeq lists its product as uncharacterized. Gene Ontology annotation, biological process: endoplasmic reticulum to Golgi vesicle-mediated transport; intracellular protein transport; COPII-coated vesicle budding. The coding region runs from base 194 to 2518 and encodes 774 amino acids. The record is from RefSeq and is a predicted model, not a curated record. Gene Ontology annotation, cellular component: COPII vesicle coat; endoplasmic reticulum exit site. NCBI's taxonomy places the organism in Eukaryota, Fungi, Ascomycota, Sordariomycetes, Diaporthales, Cryphonectriaceae. The transcript is spliced from 5 exons. Gene Ontology annotation, molecular function: zinc ion binding; GTPase activator activity.